CUGCCGGGGAGGGAAGGACGCGGCCCCGCGGCGGCAGCCCGGCUUUGGCCAUGAAGAGGAAACAGAAGAGAUUUCUGCAAAUGACGCUGCUCUUCACCGCGGCGCUGAUUUUCCUGCCCGACAUCGGCCUCUGGUCUCUCUAUAGAGAGAAGCACCUGGUGAAGCCGGCCGAGCCCGCCGAGCCUCAGACAGUUCCACUGGGGCUGGGAGAUGGGCAGUUGUUCACCUGGACUGAUGGACUGAAAAGGAAGGAUUGGCACGAUUAUGAAAGUAUUCAAAAAGAUGCUAUGCGUUCAGGGAAAGGUGAACACGGAAAGCCGUACCCUCUGACAGAGGAAGACCAUGAUGAUUCAGCUUAUAGAGAAAAUGGCUUCAACAUAUUUGUUAGCAACAAUAUAGCACUGGAGAGAUCUCUGCCAGACAUCCGACAUCCUAACUGUAAGCACAAGGUGUACUUGGAAAAGCUACCAAAUACCAGCAUAAUUAUCCCAUUUCAUAAUGAAGGCUGGACUUCCCUCUUGCGAACAAUACACAGUAUUAUCAACCGCACUCCAGACAGCCUGAUUGCAGAAAUCAUUCUUGUGGAUGACUUCAGUGACAGAGAACAUUUAAAAGAGAAGCUGGAGGAAUACAUGGUCCGUUUUGCCAAAGUGAGGAUUGUACGUACCAAGAAACGAGAAGGGCUCAUUCGGACCAGACUGUUAGGAGCCUCGCUGGCUAGAGGAGAAGUCUUGACAUUUCUGGAUUCCCAUUGCGAAGUCAACGUGAAUUGGCUGCCUCCCCUGCUUAACCAGAUUGCACUAAACCACAAAACCAUCGUGUGUCCUAUGAUCGAUGUCAUUGACCACAAUCAUUUUGGCUACGAGGCACAGGCAGGGGAUGCCAUGCGAGGAGCUUUUGACUGGGAAAUGUACUACAAAAGAAUCCCGAUUCCUCCUGAGCUCCAGAGAGCUGAUCCCAGCGACCCCUUUGAGUCUCCUGUGAUGGCUGGAGGUCUAUUUGCCGUUAACCGGAAGUGGUUUUGGGAGCUGGGAGGCUACGAUCCAGGAUUAGAAAUAUGGGGAGGAGAGCAGUAUGAAAUCUCCUUUAAGGUGUGGAUGUGUGGAGGUGGCAUGUUCGAUGUUCCAUGCUCUAGAGUUGGGCAUAUCUACAGGAAGUAUGUCCCUUAUAAAGUUCCUUCUGGCACCAGCCUAGCACGUAACCUGAAGCGUGUGGCAGAGACAUGGAUGGAUGAGUUUGCAGAGUACAUCUACCAGCGACGGCCUGAGUACAGACAUCUCUCAACUGGUGACAUCUCUGCCCAGAAGGAACUUCGCAAGCACCUGAAAUGUAAAGAUUUCAAGUGGUUCAUGGCUGCAGUGGCUUGGGAUGUCCCCAAAUAUUACCCACCUGUGGAGCCUCCACCUGCUGCCUGGGGGGAGAUUCGAAAUGUGGCAGCCAAUCUCUGUGUGGACAGCAAACAUGGAGCCACAGGGACUGAACUGAGGCUAGACAUUUGUGUGAAGGAUGGCUCAGAACGGACGUGGUCACAUGAACAGCUGUUCACCUUCGGAUGGAGAGAAGACAUCCGUCCUGGGGAGCCACUUCACACCAGGAAGUUCUGCUUUGAUGCCAUCUCACACAGUAGCCCUGUCACACUGUAUGACUGUCAUGGGAUGAAGGGGAACCAGCACUGGAGCUAUAGGAAGGUCGGAGUCACUCUGGGUCAUUUCAGAGAUUCAGACUGUCUUAAGCCUAUACUCAGUCUAGUGCAGACUUGUAUUUUCAGAGAAACUUCAGAGAAGUUGCUUUUUAAAAUCCAGUCUGUUUUAUUCCAAUUUAAUUUUGUAGUAAACUCUCUGGAGUGCGUUCUCAUUGAGUAUUCAGCUACUUGUGUCAAAUUUAAAUGGAAGUGGAUCCGAUCCAGCUCAGAGUGUGUCCAUGUUGGGUGUCUGAAAGGUGUUAUAUCAUUCUGGCAUUUGAAGAUUCUGGUGUCAUUUUAAGUGAGGCACUAUUGAAAAUAUUUGCAUCUGACAUGACAGAAAGAAGAAAUGCUGCUCAAGAGUUAAAUAUUACUAUUUUACUACAUUUUUACAAGUGGCAGGUAUGUCUACCUCAAAAAAACCCCAAACCAACAUUAAAAGCACUUGCUGUAAGCCUGAAGACAUUGGGAGUUUAUAAAUUAAAGAUAAGCAGCUCAGACACUACUUUGAUCUGCCAAAUUCUGCCCAUUUUGAGCAAUCACUAGAACAGGAGGUCAAGCUAGGAAAUGAAAGUGCCUCAUUUGGGGUAUAAAAAGUCCUGGUAAUGCUACCAGGUUUUUUAAAGAAUGAUUAAUCAGCAAGUUUCCUUGAUUAAACAAUUGCUUAUAAAUUAUUCCAUGCAGGGUAAGGACAUCCAUUUCUGUGAUGAAUUGAGUACUUCUUCUUAUGCAUCCUUUGAUUUUCUAAAACCACUGUGCCUUUUCCCCUACAUUGCUUAUGCUGUGACCUAGGUGGCAGGAAUUGGACCAUGUUAAGUAAGCCUCUAUAGUACUUUCUAGAUUAGAGUUAUAAGCAGGAAAAUAGUUCAGAACUAUUAAAAGUAGCUUUUCCCCAAGUAUUUUGAGUACCUGCUUGUUAGCUUGUGCCAUUUUUUAACCAUAUUUAUGUUGCAAUCCAAGAUGUAUCGCAGAAUUUUCUCGAAAUAUGUUCUUCAGAUUCUACUCGUAGUGAGGUUAAAAAGUGUGAGCUGGCUCUUUAGAGGACAUAAAUAGUCGUGGCUGUAUUGCUGCAUAUAUGGCUUUAUAAUGUCAUUAUAAUCCCUUCUUGCUUCAGAACACUUCCAAUUUAUCUUUCUGAUCGCCCAAGCCACACGAAAGAAGCUUUCAUACCCCUAGCACUUCAUUGGUGCCUAAUGUAGCUGGUUCAUAAGGAAAACGCAGAUCUGGAGCUGCCCUCUAUAUGGCUCAUCACCUUUGAUGUGGACAGAAUGCAGCAGAUAACCCAAAGAAAUGACAUUUGAAGGAAAAAAAAAAUGCACAACGUGAGUUCUAUUAAAUCCUCUGCACAGCUUCAUUUUUUAUUUCCAGAAGGUUGACAGGGCUCAUAUAAAAAUUCUCAACACAAGGCAGGCAUUUUCAUCUCAACAAAAGGCACCACAACAUUUUGUGAUGAUGAAAGUACUGUCACAGUUCUAGCUGUAAUAGUAACCUGACAGCAAGCUGAUCAGUUUGCAUGAGCACUUACUGCUGAACUAUGAAACUUCAAAUUGAAAAAAACAAGUGUUGGAACAGUGAAAAUAUGCUCAUUAUUAUUAUUACUGCUUAGGCUUAGUUUUAAUUUGGCUGCCCACUAAGUACGUUUUGUUUCAUGGAGUUAGAUUUGCUGUAAAAAUUUGUGGUGGAACAACUGUACCAAAAAAAAAGCCUGUUAUAAUCCUUACUUAGUUUUAAGAGCAUCCUGGAAAUAGGAUUUAUACUGUUUCCCAAAGACAAGAAAACCAUACAGCAAAAAGAUGCUUCUAUCAGUUUAAUUGCAGCUAUAGCAGAGCUCUUUACUAAGAGGACGGUAUGCAACUAAAAUUGCACUCUGAGUAAACCAGUCAUAGUUUGUGGUUCAGAAAGAAAUGCUUGCUUUUAGGAAACAAAGACCAGAUCAGCAGCUGUGUUCUUUGCACCAUUUACAGAAGCUGUAGCUUUCUAAUGGUCAUGUGUCCAUCUUAUCAGCGUUGUAGGAAAAAUGAGUUUGGUCAGUGUCUUAUAAGAUGCUGAAUAGAAAGCAUUUCUUACUAUACUGUCAUAUCACACUCUCAUAUAAUGUCAUAUAAAACUAGAAGAUAAUAGGUUUUUUUAAUAGGUUAUGCUACUUUCUCUUUUCAAGAGU
This is a messenger RNA of Tympanuchus pallidicinctus (lesser prairie-chicken), 3842 nucleotides long. It is a transcript of the gene GALNTL6, whose product is annotated as polypeptide N-acetylgalactosaminyltransferase like 6. The transcript is spliced from 11 exons. The record is from RefSeq and is a predicted model, not a curated record. Bases 51 to 1982 code for a protein of 643 amino acids. Gene Ontology annotation, cellular component: Golgi apparatus. Lineage: Eukaryota; Metazoa; Chordata; Aves; Galliformes; Phasianidae.